This is a messenger RNA of Callithrix jacchus (white-tufted-ear marmoset), 2361 nucleotides long. It is a transcript of the gene HDGFL2, whose product is annotated as HDGF like 2. Gene Ontology annotation, molecular function: histone H3K9me2/3 reader activity; histone H3K27me3 reader activity. Lineage: Eukaryota; Metazoa; Chordata; Mammalia; Primates; Cebidae. The record is from RefSeq and is a predicted model, not a curated record.
CGUGCCGGCCGGCUGCCCAGGCGGCCGCCCCCGCCCCCUCGGCGUCCGUCUCCCGCCCCCGGCUUCGCCUCCUCUGCCGCCGCCGCCGACGCCGCCGCAGCCGCUACUGCCGCUGCCGCCGCUUCUCGCGGCCUGGGCCUCUCGCCAUCAGCAUGCCACACGCCUUCAAGCCCGGGGACUUGGUGUUUGCUAAGAUGAAGGGCUACCCGCACUGGCCAGCCCGGAUCGAUGACAUCGCCGACGGCGCCGUGAAGCCCCCACCCAACAAGUACCCCAUCUUUUUCUUUGGCACACACGAAACAGCCUUCCUUGGACCCAAGGACCUGUUCCCCUACGACAAGUGUAAAGACAAGUACGGGAAACCCAACAAGAGGAAAGGCUUCAACGAAGGGCUGUGGGAGAUCCAGAACAACCCGCACGCCAGCUACAGUGCCCCUGCGCCAGUGAGCUCCUCUGACAGCGAGGCCCCCGAGGCUAACCCCGCCGGCGGGAGUGACGCUGAUGAGGACGAUGAGGACCGGGGGGUCAUGGCUGUCACAACGGUGACCGCCACAGCUGCCAGCGACAGGAUGGAGAGCGACUCGGACUCAGAUAAGAGCAGCGACAAUAGUGGCCUGAAGAGGAAGACGCUGGCGCUAAAGAUGUCGGUGUCAAAACGGGCCCGAAAGGCCUCCAGUGACCUGGAUCAGGCCAGUGUGUCCCCCUCCGAAGAGGAGAAUUCGGAAAGCUCAUCUGAGUCAGAGAAGACCAGCGACCAGGACUUCACACCUGAGAAGAAAGCGGUGGUCCGGGCGCCUCGGAGGGGCCCCCUUGGGGGACGGAAAAAAAAGAAGGCGCCGUCAGCCUCCGACUCCGACUCCAAGGCAGAUUCGGACAGGGCCAAGCCUGAGCCGGUGGCGGUGGCGCGGUCAGCGUCCUCCUCCUCCUCCUCCUCCUCCUCCUCCGACUCGGAGGUGUCCGUGAAGAAGCCUCCGAGGGGCAGGAAGCCAGCCGAGAAGCCUCCCCCAAAACUCCGAGGGCGGAAACCGAAGCCUGAACGGCCUCCGUCCAGCUCCAGCAGCAACAGUGACAGCGACGAGGUUGACCGCAUCAGUGAGUGGAAGCGGCGGGACGAGGCGCGGCGACGUGAGCUGGAGGCCCGGCGGCGGCGGGAGCAGGAGGAGGAGCUGCGGCGGCUGCGGGAGCAGGAGAAGGAGGAGAAGGAGCGGAGGCUGGAGCGGGCCGAGCGCGGGGAGGCUGAGCGGGGCAGCGGCGGCGGCAGCAGCGGCGACGAGCUCAGGGAUGACGAUGAGCCCGUCAAGAAGCGGGGACGCAAGGGCCGGGGCCGAGGACCCCCAUCCUCGUCCGACUCCGAGCCUGAGGCCGAGCUGGAGAGAGAGGCCAAGAAAUCAGCCAAGAAGCUACAGUCCCCAAGCACAGAGCCCACCAGGAAACCUGGCCAGAAGGAGAAGAGAGCACGGCCCGAGGAGAAACCACGAGCCAAGCCCGUGAAGGUGGAGCGGACCCGGAAGCGGUCCGAGGGCUUCUCACUGGACAGGAAGGUGGAGAAGAAGAAAGAGCCCUCUGUGGAGGAGAAGCUGCAGAAGCUGCACAGUGAGAUCAAGUUCGCCCUGAAAGUCGACAGCCCGGACGUGAAGAGGUGCCUGAAUGCCCUGGAGGAGCUAGGGACCCUGCAGGUGACCUCGCAGAUCCUCCAGAAGAACACAGAUGUGGUGGCUACCUUGAAGAAGAUUCGCCGUUACAAAGCAAACAAGGACGUGAUGGAGAAGGCGGCGGAAGUCUACACCCGGCUCAAGUCGAGGGUCCUGGGCCCAAAGAUCGAGACGGUGCAGAAAGCAAACAAGGCCGGGACAGAGAAGGAGAAGGCCGAGGAGAAGCUGGCCGGGGAGGAGCUGGCCGGGGAGGAGGCCCCCCAGGAGAAGGCGGAGGACACACCCAGCACUGAUCUCUCCGCUCCAGUGAAUGGCGAAGCCUUGUCACAGAAGGGGGAGAGCGUGGAGGACAAGGAGCAUGAGGAGGGUCAGGACUCGGAGGAGGGGCCGAGAUGUGGCUCCUCUGAAGACCUGCACGACAGCCCGCGGGAGGGCCCUGACCUGGACAGGCCUGGGAGCAGCCGGCCGGAGCCCGAGAGGGCGCGGGGGGACUCGGAGGCCCUGGACGAGGAGAGCUGAGCCAAGGGCCCCAGCUCAGCCUGCCGCAGGCUGCCCGUCUCCUUCCCUGGCUGGCGGGAGAGCAGAGCGAGAACUGUGGGGAAGCGCCGUGCUGUUUGUAUUUGGUCCCUUGGGUUUUUUUUUCUGCCUAAUUUCUGUGAUUUCCAAGCACCAUGAAAUGAUGAUAAAGGGUUUUUUAAUGAAACAGAAA